AUGUUCACAGCCUUCUUGUCUAUCCUUGCCCUCAGCACGGCAUUAGGGGCAGCAUGCAACGGUGGGGAGCAGAACACAACAUGUGUGCUAGAUACCGAUCCACUACAACAGCCCUUCCCCUUCUUCUUUCCAACGCAAGAUGCAGCAAAUACCUCUGCCUUGUUUCAGAUGCCGAAAUGUCGAGGAGUCACGCUCGAAGAGGCCACUAUCGACCAACUCCAAGGGUACCUAGGUGACGGAACCAUCACAUCUGUGGAUCUCCUUAGAUGCUACCUCGAUAGAGUACACCAAGUUGACAAAUACAUCAAUUCGAUCAUGGAACUUAAUCCAGAUGCCGAGAAGAUAGCUAUUGCACUUGACGCUGAGCGUGCUGCUGGUCAUGUACGAGGCCCACUACAUGGUAUACCGUACAUUGUCAAAGACAACAUUGCGACCAAAGACCGGAUGGAGACUACCGCAGGAAGCUGGAUGCUAAUAGGAAGCGUGGUACCUCGAGACGCACAUGUUGUUGCAAAGUUACGGGAAGCAGGUGCUCUUCUCAUGGGUAAAGCAACCAUGUCUGAAUGGGCUGAUAUGCGAUCGAACAACUAUUCAGAAGGGUACUCUGCAAGGGGUGGCCAGGCCAGGAGUCCAUAUAAUCUAACCGUCAAUCCUGGAGGAAGUAGCACCGAAACCGACGGCAGCAUCAUCAACCCCGCAGAACGCAACGCUUUAGUCGGCAUCAAACCUACCGUAGGCCUUACCUCCCGCGCUGGCGUAAUCCCAGAAAGCAUCCACCAAGACACCAUCGGCACCUUCGCCCGCACCGUCCACGACGCCGCCUACGCCCUCGACGCAAUCUACGGCAUCGACCCCAACGACAACUACACCUCCGCCCAGCACGGCAAAACCCCGCAAGCCGGCUACACCUCCUUUCUCUCCAACGCCUCGGCCCUCAAAACCGCCACCUUUGGCCUCCCCUGGCAUACCUUCUGGACACACACCCCACCCCCUCAACAAUCCCACCUCCUCUCCCUCCUCGCCCUCCUCCAAUCCUCCGGCGCCACCGUCUUCAACGAAACCGAACUCCCACACCACGCCACCAUCAUCUCCCCCGACGGCUGGAACUGGGACUACGGCUCCACCCGCGGCUACCCCAACGAAUCCGAAUACACAGUCGUCAAAACAGAUUUCUACAACAACAUCCGCGCCUACCUCUCCUCUCUCGAAAACACGUCCAUCCGCUCCCUGGAAGACAUAGUCGCGUACAACUACGCCAACGACGGUACCGAGGGCGGCAAUCCCUGGCCCGGCGGUAUACCCGCCUUUUACUCUGGCCAAGACGGCUUUCUCGCCUCCCUCGAAACAAGAGGUCUCAUGGACGAAACGUACUUCCAGGCUCUGUCAUUUAUACAAAGAACAACGCGUGAGGAAGGAAUUGAUGCCGCUCUCGUGCACAACGGACGCAGAAUCGAUGCCCUGCUCGUGCCGCCGGAUGUAGGCCAGACGUACCAGGUUGCGGCCCAGGCCGGGUAUCCCAUGGUUACGGUGCCGGCGGGGGUGGGCGAGGAGACGGGAAUGCCGUUUGGAUUGGGGAUUAUGGCGAGUGCGUGGGGGGAAGGGGAUUUGUUGCGGUGGGCGAGUGCGAUUGAGGAUCUUUUGAGGGGGGAGCAAGGGAGGCCGGAUAUGCGGAGGUCGAUGCCGAGGUGGUUUGGGUAUCUGGAGAGGAAUAUUCCGGUUAGGAAUUUGUAG
Bipolaris maydis ATCC 48331 is the source of this 1731-nucleotide messenger RNA. Its product is annotated as amidase signature domain-containing protein. The record is from RefSeq and is a predicted model, not a curated record. Lineage: Eukaryota; Fungi; Ascomycota; Dothideomycetes; Pleosporales; Pleosporaceae.